UAUUACGGAGAGUUACAGGAGGUCGCCACAUUCGACGACCUUGCUUUGACUUUAGCCUGUUGACCUGUCGCGAUUUCAAGUUCUCGCGCUUGUGUUUUCUGAACAGUGGUGGAUUACGUGAAUGUGUGAAUUAUUCUUUUAAUAGAACGUUGACAAGAUUCCUCGUGCUUCAUAGCAUUCCCUUAUUCUUUUACAAUAUCGUUGUAAACAGAACUAUAAGAAAAAGCACUGUAGUUAUGGCUCUCAACAAGCUCAGCAUUGAUAAAGUAAAUUUGACAGAUAAGAGGGUGCUAAUACGAGUUGAUUUUAACGUGCCACUGAAAGAAGGAAAGAUAACAAACAAUCAAAGAAUUGUAGCUGCAUUAGACACAGUGAAAUAUGCCAUUGACAAGAAAGCCAAGUCUGUUGUUCUAAUGUCCCACUUGGGUCGUCCUGAUGGAAAAAAGGAUGAAAAGUAUACAUUAAAACCUGUAGCUGAAGAGCUAAAAACAUUGUUGGGAAAGGAGAUUUUAUUCUUGAAUGAUUGUGUUGGAUCUGAAGUAGAAACUGCUUGUGUCAAUCCAACACCUGGUACUAUCAUUUUAUUAGAAAACUUAAGAUUCCAUAUUGAAGAGGAAGGCAAAGGAGUAGGUCCUGAUGGAAGUAAGAUUAAGGCUGACAAGGAUAAGAUUACAGAGUUUAGAGCAUCCUUAAGAAAGCUAGGAGAUGUGUAUAUAAAUGAUGCUUUUGGAACUGCUCACCGUGCUCACAGUUCUAUGAUGGGAGAUGGAUUUGAAACAAGAGCAAGCGGUUUCCUACUCAAAAAAGAACUCGAAUAUUUUGCUAAAGCUUUAGAUAAUCCAGAGAGACCAUUCCUAGCUAUACUUGGAGGUGCCAAAAUUGCUGACAAGAUUCAGCUAAUUAAUAAUUUACUGGAUAAAGUAAACGAGAUGAUUAUUGGUGGCGGAAUGGCAUACACAUUUUUGAAAGUGUCCAAAAACAUGAAGAUCGGAAGUUCUUUGUUCGACGAAGAAGGUGCCAAAAUCGUAAACGACCUGUUAGAUAAAGCGAAGAAGAACAACGUGCAGAUUCACCUGCCGGUAGAUUUCGUGACUGCGGACAAGUUCGCAGAAAACGCGACAAUGGGAAGUGCUGAUAUCGAAAACGGUAUACCCGAUAAUUGGAUGGGGCUGGAUGUCGGUCCACGGUCGAGAGAUUUAUUUGCCGAACCGAUUAAGAGAGCGAAAGUCAUAGUAUGGAACGGUCCAGCGGGUGUGUUCGAGUUUGAGAAUUUCAGCCAAGGCACGAAAAGCCUAAUGGAUAAUAUCGUCGAAGCUACAACUCGGGGAACUAUCACUAUAAUCGGAGGCGGAGAUACGGCGACGUGCGCGGCCAAAUGGAAAACUGAAGACAAAGUAAGUCACGUGAGCACAGGCGGUGGUGCAAGUUUAGAACUCCUAGAGGGUAAAGUACUGCCCGGAGUCGCUGCUCUCUCUCCAUUGUAAAUUCUAUUCUUCAUAGCGAACGUUGAUGUAAAAGCUGAAAGGCUUCCAAUUAGAAAAGAAUAAUAUUGUAUGAUUGUGACUGUAAGACUUCGAUGUUAAUCAUUCGUUAGAUUGUUAGAUCCAGCGCUAGCAAAAUGAAACGAAAGAAAAACUUGUCUAUUCUUCGAUGAUACAAUCCCUGUUGCGUCUAUCUGAUGCAUAGAUUUCCGAAACCCCAACAUCUCAACGAGAAAUAUUGAAAUAAUAUUUUAAAAUAGA
Molecule: messenger RNA, 1742 nt
Organism: Odontomachus brunneus
Lineage: Eukaryota; Metazoa; Arthropoda; Insecta; Hymenoptera; Formicidae
Gene: Pgk
Product: phosphoglycerate kinase
Exons: 5
Coding region: 237-1484 (415 amino acids)
Biological process (GO): glycolytic process; gluconeogenesis
Cellular component (GO): cytosol
Molecular function (GO): ADP binding; phosphoglycerate kinase activity; ATP binding
Source: RefSeq, a predicted model, not a curated record